AUGCGACGAGGAUCUUCACAGCGACCUCACCGAAUUCCUGCAAACAGCCUCGAACGACGACUUACUCGAUUAUGCCGAACUGAAUGCGACUCAUUACGAAUCAAUCUCUACGAAGCUGCUGAAACUCGAGGAUCUCAACACCAAAUGGACCGCUCUGAUGAAAGAAGACGCCAACGAGGUAUCGAUCUUCCACGACUUCAUCUCCAAGUACGGCGACUACCGCACCGAAAUCGAACAUGCGAUCGACACUCUUCGACGACUCGACCAGCACACCAUCCUCUCCAAGAGGAACUCCAAAAAAGAGGCAUUACUUACCAAUCAGCCGCUCUGCAAAUCCAAGAGACGACGCCUGAGAGCAUCUCAGAAAAUACGAAAUCGACUCAUACAGUCAGCUUCGCACCUACGUCACAUCAUCAGUCGCCCUUCCUCCCCACGACGACCAUCAACGACCAUCCACAGCCCAUCGCCAACGACAACUCUAACCUCAACUAUUUCGACGCCUCUCUUCUGACACGUCUUGAACUACCAUCCUUCGCCGGAAAUAUGCUGGAAUUCCCAGAAUUCUGGGCUCGCUACAGUGCACUGAUCCACUGCAAAACAACCAUAUCCGAUGCGACAAAAUUCUCCCUUCUGAAGAGCUGUCUCAAAGGACGCGCACUGCACACUAUCGACGGCCUUCCAAUUACCAAUGAGAACUACGCGACCGCCAUUGACAUCCUACUCUCCAUCUAUGACAACCCCUCUACUCUGCGUCAUCUUAUCUACACCCAGCUCCUAAGUCUACCUCAGUGCGACUCCGACGGCAAACAGCUACAAGAACUGUACCUCGCAAUGCUUCGACUUGUUCGCCAAUAUACUGCCAUAACACCUGACUCACCCGAAUUCGGCCUAGGAGCACUCCUGUACAACAAACUUCCACGGUUCGUUAAAGCGAGAAUUUACGACAUUACUGGAGGACAAAAGAAUCUCACCCCUUCGGAACUGAUGACACUACUCGCUGAAAUCGUUCGAAAGGAAUCGACCUUACGACAAAUCGACGCGUCAACUACAUCUCAUCAACUGUCAUACCAUAUCUCCACGAAGUUCGGCCGUCAGUCUCAAGCUCCACCAGAACGACACCUCGGGAACCGAAGUUAUAGAACCACUUCCUCACUCGACAGCACAAGAUCCUGUCCAUUUUGCAAACGGUCAUCGCACUCCGCCAUCUACUGUCGCACCGUCAAAUCGCCACAGGAACGCCGCAAAUUCGCAAAAGCGAGCAAAAUGUGCCUGAAAUGCCUACAACAAGGACAUCGAACUAUCCUAUGCAACCGUCCACCUUGCCACCAAUGCCAAUACCAUCAUCACCCCGCGUUGUGUUUCAAAACAGUGAAUCCGGGAUCCUCCUUCGUUACCCAGAAUCGUACUCCCUCCCACCACCGUCCCCAUCCCAACCGCUCCCCUCCCAACCCAACCCCCUAUCCCAACAUUGGCGAAACUACGCAUCGAACCAGAACAAACCCUGCAACACCCGAUCCCACCAACACCAAUCCAACUCAACGCGGACCAACCCGUCCCUCCCAACAAAUCCAUUUCUCUAACGAAAUCACUCCCAUUCCCACUCCCACCAAACCCCCCGAACACCCUGAGACCAACGAAUCCCCCUCGACCUAUACCGCUUCCCAAUGCAUCGACGACAUCAGCGGCAACACUUCGUCUUCAGAAGCACCCGUUCUUCUCAUGUGUACCACCAUCACGCUGAUGAACCCUAAUGACAACUCCAAAAAAGUGGACACCGUUGCCUUUCUCGAUAGCGGCUCAUCUCAUACCUACAUCACAACAGAAAUUGCGGAAAAAUUGGAGCUUCAUCACGCAACACCGGAAACAAUCACGCUUCACACGUUUGGAACAUCUUCUCCAACGACACUGAAAUCCCAUCUUCACACCGUCCAGAUACAGCUCAGCAACGAAACCCCAUACACGAUUUCCGCUCAGUCCUUUGCCUGUGACUCACCAAGGCCCGGCCCAUCUAAAACAUCAGCGUUCCUUAGAUACACCAACUGA
Ostertagia ostertagi is the source of this 2043-nucleotide messenger RNA. NCBI's taxonomy places the organism in Eukaryota, Metazoa, Nematoda, Chromadorea, Rhabditida, Trichostrongylidae. The record is from the annotation of a GenBank genome assembly.